GGUCGGGGGCGUGUCCACAUGGCCCAGCCUCUGACGUUCGCUGCGCUUGUCACUACGGCGGACUCCUCGACUCCAGCAGUGGCUUUGUGACAUUUGAGGAGGCUGUUCGCUCGAGGGCCGCCACUGUCGCGCUUUUGGUGGUUUAUUUAACAGACCGACUUUACGGCAGACCUGCAUGGCAUGUGGAGGAGGACUGCACUGAGCCUCGGGCGACGCCAACUCCAGGGAGGACCUCGAGGACACGCUGAUCAGGUUCCACCAGCCAGUCUUAGGAUGUCACACAAGCGGCCUGCUCGCCGAAUCCAAGGAGUGGAAAAGAACAUCUGGUUGGAGUUCACUAAGAUGGCCGCCGACUAUAAGCCGGUCAAUCUCGGACAAGGCUUCCCCAACUUCUCUCCCCCGGACUUCGUCAGGCAGGCCUUCAGUGACGUCGUCUCAGGAGAAGACUGUCUGAUGCACCAGUACACCCGGGCUUUUGGCCAUCCCAACUUGGUGAAGAUCCUAGCCAAGCUGUAUGGGCAGCUCCUUGGUCAGAGCAUUGACCCGUUUGGUGACAUCCUGGUGACCGUGGGUGCCUAUCAGGCUCUCUUCACGGCCUUUCAGGCGCUGGUGGAUGAAGGAGAUGAGGUCAUCAUCAUUGAACCCUUCUUUGACUGCUAUGAGCCGAUGGUGAAGAUGGCGGGGGGACGUUGUGUGUUUGUGCCCCUAAGACCAAAGGGUACGCCAGACAAGCCGGCGCUGUCCAGUGGGGACUGGGCACUGGACCCUGAUGAAUUGGCCAGCAAGUUCACGGAGCGCACCAAAGCCAUCGUCCUCAAUACCCCCAACAAUCCUUUAGGGAAGGUGUUUAAGCGUGAGGAGCUGCAGGUGAUCGCCGAGCUGUGCUUGAAACACGACGUGGUGUGCAUCAGCGACGAGGUGUACGAGUGGAUCGUGUUUGACGACACGCGCAGCGUCAAGAUAGCUAGCUUCCCUGGCAUGUGGGCACAGACGGUUACCAUUGGAAGUGCUGGCAAGACCUUCAGUGCCACAGGAUGGAAGGUGGGCUGGGCCAUCGGCCCUCAUCACAUCCUGAAGCACCUCCAGACCGUCCACCAGAACUCGGUGUAUCACACGGCCACUGCAGCUCAGGAAGCGGUGGCCCGAGGAUUUCAGAGGGAGUUGGACGUCUUGGGAAGACCAGAGAGCUACUUCUUUCAGUUACCACGGCAACUUCAGGAGAAACGCAACCGCUUGGCGGAGUGCCUGCUGUCGGUGGGCAUGCGGCCCAUCAUCCCUGAGGGGGGCUACUUCUUGAAUGCUGAUAUCUCCGCUCUCAAUGUAGAACUUCCCGACCCCGCUGAUGAUGAGGAGGAGCCCUACGACUAUCGCUUUGCCAAGUGGCUAAUAAAGACGAAGGGCCUGGCCACCAUUCCUGUGUCGGCUUUCUACAGCCCCGGGCACAGGAAGGACUUUGCCAGCUACGUCCGCCUCUGCUAUGUGAAGGAGGACUCGACUCUCGAAGCUGCUGAGAAGAUCUUGAAGGAGUGGCACCUGACAAAGUGAGCCACGUGUGUGAGUGCCAACAUCGGCAUGAUGCCAGGUCCGAUGUGCGCCCCACUUGGACCUCCUGUGUCAGGACUCUUUAAGGUAGUGGUGUAGGAUGAACUAACGCUGCCGUGAUGAUGAUGAUGAUGAUGAUGAAGAACACUUGCCAACCACUCUAAUCUGGUCACUCGUGGCACUGUGUCUUGCUCAUGUCUGAUUUAAUGGGUGAAUGGCAGCGGUGUCACAUUGUUUCUGUAAAGUGUGCCCUGCAGCCUUGUCACCCGACACUCCAAAGGGCCAUCGGUGCCAGCGAGUGACACUGUGCUUGAUUUAUUAAUUUGUGCCGAAUUGUCAAAUCACUAAUGAUGGAGAGACGUGACGGGCCUUUUAGACAAAGUGCCUCCCCGACUGAGCCGCCAGGUCCUGGACCCCCAAAGUUGAACCCGGGCUGAUGUGGCACCGGGUAGGAAUCUAGAAUGUCGCAGGCACAAGUUGUGGCGUUCAAAUCCCAGCUCAGCUCCUGCCAUCGUCAUCGUCCACUUUCUCCAGGCAGAGACUCCUGCAUUAGGCCUAGCGAUGCCAGGCUAGGUGCCAGGGCCCUUAAAUUGGACUAAGCUGCUGUGGCCCGCCAGCGCCAUCUGCCUGUCUCACUCUGUGUGUGUGUGUGGAGUCGGGACAGUCGGACUCCUCAGUGACAUCAUCAGCCCGCGACGUCCGGGUGACGCCCCCUAGCAACACAUCUUGGUGACCAACUUUACAAAAUGGCGGCGGCCACGGCGUUGUGAUGAAAUUCAGACCCCCCACUCUGACGAUGCUGCAGGUCACAGGACCCUGGAGAUUCUUCUGCCCGGGUGCCACACACGUGACUGGCUUUCGAUGGCCGUGUCCUCAAAGGGGCCAAGUUGAGUUUGUCUGCCUGUCUGCCCGUUCGUCUCUCUGGGUUUGCGUGAUUGCAUGAGAUAAGCGAGGGUCUCCAUGAUCAGGGGCUUGAAAUUCAGUGGCAAUAAACUGCAAUAAAUGAAAAGAAGAGCUGC
This is a messenger RNA of Polypterus senegalus (gray bichir), 2561 nucleotides long. Its product is annotated as kynurenine--oxoglutarate transaminase 1-like. NCBI's taxonomy places the organism in Eukaryota, Metazoa, Chordata, Cladistia, Polypteriformes, Polypteridae. Gene Ontology annotation, molecular function: pyridoxal phosphate binding; L-kynurenine:2-oxoglutarate transaminase activity. Gene Ontology annotation, cellular component: cytoplasm; mitochondrion. The record is from RefSeq and is a predicted model, not a curated record. Gene Ontology annotation, biological process: biosynthetic process.